AUGGCGGCCUCGACGGCGCAACUCCACGCCGCCGUGCUCUCGCACUCGGUGCACCUGCCCAAGCGCGUGAGCCAGCUCUGGUCGCACGUGGCCUACGACACGCAGCCGAGCGCGCUCUCCAAGGCGCCAUUGGACCUCGACGCGGCGCUGCGUACAGCCGUGUCGCGCAACUCACUCGAUACGCUCCGGUUGCUGCUCGACUAUGGCGCCAACCUGCACGCGACCGACGAUGACGCGCACUCGAUUCUAUACCUCGCCACGUCGGCGGGCCACGCAGCCAUGACGGCCGAGCUCCUUCUCCGUGGCGCGCGGGCGACGCCCGAGAUGCUCGAGAUCGCCAUUGGCCGCCACCACACGAGCGUCGUCAAGCUGCUCUUGCCGCAUGUGGCGCCAACUCUCGUCCACGUCCACGACGCAAUUGACGCGAAUGCGCCAGCCGCGUUGCUCCAAGCCCUUGUAGCGACCAUGGACGAUGUGGAUGCGAUGAUGGACAACUUGUCGCCGCUCAUGCGCGCCGCACACAAGGGCCAUGCACACCUCUGCGACGUCCUCCUCGACGCCAACGCCGACGUCUUUGCCGAGAACGCGGAUGGCGACACGGCGCUCCACUUUGCAUGCCGUGCCGGUCAUAUGCACGCCACGUACGUGCUUCUCCAGGCCGGCGCCGACAUGGACAUGCCCAACGCCUCAGCUAUGUGCCCUGGACCGUCCAAGGAACCGGACGUGAGCUUCAAGUGGCACUCGUAUCUCUGCCGCGCGUUCGAACCUGGCGAAAAAUGA
Molecule: messenger RNA, 780 nt
Organism: Saprolegnia parasitica CBS 223.65
Lineage: Eukaryota; Oomycota; Saprolegniomycetes; Saprolegniales; Saprolegniaceae
Exons: 2
Coding region: 1-780 (259 amino acids)
Molecular function (GO): protein binding
Source: RefSeq, a predicted model, not a curated record